Molecule: messenger RNA, 744 nt
Organism: Symbiodinium pilosum
Lineage: Eukaryota; Dinophyceae; Suessiales; Symbiodiniaceae
Source: the annotation of a GenBank genome assembly
GACCAACAAGGCCACGACGGCGCUUGGCCGUUUCCAGGCUUGUGACGAGGCGGAGAGCUUCGACGUUAACGUUCGAUUGAGCUGUGAUGGGCAGCGAAAGUGCCUACAGCUUGUCUUCUCCAAAGAGAAGAAGACGUUGGGCUUCAUCCCAACAGAAGUGAAGCCCGGUGAGUUCAUCCUCCGGGGGAUAUGGGUGAAUCUGGAUCUUCGCAGUCGAGGCCUAGCCUCAAUAUUCCUUUCCCUGUGGAUCCAGCUGUGCGAGCUACUCGAAGUUGCCAUGGCAACCGAAAGGAUCCACAAGCCCGUCCUGUCCAUUGUUCUCCAAAAGUUCGGCUUCGAAGCAACGUCUCCAGGCUUCGCUGUGGAGGUCGCCGAAGGCGGCACCCAGGAGGAGCCCAGGAUUCUGGUUUGGGCGUCAUGCCCUUCGCGGCUCGGGUCCUACUUCAGCCACCGAACACAAAAGGAGCAGGGCAUCACACUGGUGGACGAGCGCCCUGCCAAGAGUAGGACAGCCCUAGUCAAUGCUUCAUUCGGGCCGCCUCAAGACCGAAGUAUCACGCAAGCCGCAAUAGCUGAGGCGCUACGCGGCGGUCGUCUCGUUUUCUCCGAAAACGUCCGGGCGGCCGCGCGAACUUGCUGGAGGCUUUACGCUUUGGCGGAUGGCCUGCUUGGGCGAGCAACGCUCCACACGGCAACCAGCAGGCCGCAGAGCCUACAGUCGAGGAGGAGACGGUGCUGGCAGAC